UGAAAUUGUAGUGAAAGGUGUUCACGAGUAUAUCGAUUAAAAAGCUGAAACAGCAAAUGAAAAGCAUGUGGCAAUGAAUACCGAACUAACCUGGAGAUUUUUUGCUUUCUGGAAUGAACAAUCAUUGAUCCGCCCACUGUUUUCAUCCAAAACCUCACCUAAACUCAUGCCAUUUAACAAUCCCAUCGAUACCCGUUUGUGCUACAUUUAGACAUAUCUCAAUCCCAUACUCCACCAACACUUACACUCCUCCUCCGCCUCCAGUUAUCGGCUGCCGUCAGCCACCUGUCACCAUCAUAUUCCUCCCCCUUGCCCCUUAAACGUAUAUUUAGCCACUUCCUUCCCCUUCACGACAACCUCCGCCGAUACAUUACUAAUACCCACUUCUUCACUUCACCUUAAUUUUAUCAAUUUACAAACUAUGGAGUCAUGUAACAUUUGCCAUCGAUUAUUUAUCAUACCAGUAGCGAUGUUACCACUCGCCGCAGCUCAGUCUUUUAGAGGUUCUUCUUCUUCGGCGUACCCUUACGAGAUCGGUGGAACCGUUAGUUCGCCUGUGAAGAUAAUACUAGCAGUACUCAUCUUCGGCAUGUUCUUAAUCGCGUUUUUUUCGUUGUACCUCCGUAAGUGCUUACAUGACUCUGCAGAAUCUCGCCGGCCUGUUGUGAUCGCUAACAAUCACCGCACGCGACUGAAAUUCCCCUGCGGUCUUGAUAGAUUGAUUGUUGAGUCGUUUCCGGUGUUCCUUUACUCCGAUGUGAAAGUACUGAAAAUCGGUAAGGGAGCUUUAGAAUGUGCUGUGUGUAUAAUGGAGUUUGCAGACGACGAAAGGCUUCGAUUUUUACCGAAAUGUCAUCACGUCUUUCAUCCUGAUUGUAUCGACGCUUGGUUAGCUUCUCAUACGACGUGUCCAGUUUGCCGAGCUGACCUCACUAAAGCAAACCUCGAAGGUGACUCGGAAUUUAAUCACGAGUUGGCUCACUCCCAAAUCGAUGAAUCUAGAACUGAAAUCGGAUCUCGAGAUCAUCUAAUUCACAUAGAUGAUGAACGAGUGGCUCCGAAGUUUCCGCGUUCGCACUCCACCGGUCAUUCAUUGGUUCCACUGGGAGAGAAUUGCGAGCGAUACACAUUGAGAUUCCCGGAAGAGGUUCGAAAGCAGAUUGUGACACUGAAAAGAGCGAAAAGUUGUGGAUGCGGCGUUGAUUUUCCGAUGGAAGGAAGUUCAAGAAAAGGAUUGAGAGGUGGUGGAGGAGUUCACGGCGGAGUAAAGCGGUGGAAUCCGGAUCGGCUAUGUGGCAGGUCGGAUCUCUGGAACUUCACUGUCACACGGAUGCCGGUUUUUAUUGCGAAAAGCGGUUCGCUUGGGAAAAGUGAUCCGGCUCAAUCGUCAUCAUCAACCUCUGAUCCAGUUUAAAUCUGUGUGUGUGUGUGUGUUUUUUUUUUUUUUCAAAUCGGAUAAGUUUCGUAUAUUUUGAUAGGUUAAAGUUCUUACAAAUUUGCCUAAAGAAACCUCCAUUUGAAAAGUUAUGAGGUAAAGCGGAUGCGUUACAAGUUUAGCAAUAAGCUUUGGUUUUUUUUUUUUUUUUUCUACUUUUUAGGUUUUUAAAAUUAAAAUUAAAAAGCAAAAUCUUAUAAAAUAUAAGAUUCAAGCUUUUAUUUUACGAGGAAAAGACAAAAAAUAACUAGUUUUCAUAAAAUAGUAAAAAAUUAAGAAUUUUUAAAUUUGAACCAGAAAUCAUAGGUAAGGGUCAGAGGGUUAGACGACUGUGAUUUUAUCAUUUUGAUUGUGAUUUUAAUUCGUGUAUAAAAAAUUGGCUAUUUUUCAAGAAUCGUACAUAUGGCCAUUUACAAUUUCCUUUAUCAUCAUGUAUGAUUUCAUGAAUUUUUGUAUUGUAUUGGCUGAUGGUUGAUCAUUAUAACUUUACAGGUAUAGACAACACUAUUCUUGAUGCUUA
Messenger RNA from Lactuca sativa (garden lettuce), 1955 nucleotides. The record is from RefSeq and is a predicted model, not a curated record. NCBI's taxonomy places the organism in Eukaryota, Viridiplantae, Streptophyta, Magnoliopsida, Asterales, Asteraceae.